AUGCAUCUCAUGUACAUUGAAGACCCGUCGGGGAAAAGAGUCUACACACUGAAGAAAGUGCUUGACGGAGAGGUCACCAAAUCAGCACAUCCUGCAAGAUUUUCACCAGACGACAAGUACUCGAGGCACCGAGUGACGCUCAAAAAGCGAUACGGUCUCCUCCUCACGCAACAAAAAGAAGAGAAGAAAUGA
Molecule: messenger RNA, 192 nt
Organism: Exophiala viscosa
Lineage: Eukaryota; Fungi; Ascomycota; Eurotiomycetes; Chaetothyriales; Herpotrichiellaceae
Product: H/ACA ribonucleoprotein complex subunit 3
Exons: 3
Coding region: 1-192 (63 amino acids)
Biological process (GO): positive regulation of telomerase RNA localization to Cajal body; snRNA pseudouridine synthesis; rRNA pseudouridine synthesis
Cellular component (GO): box H/ACA snoRNP complex
Molecular function (GO): telomerase RNA binding; snoRNA binding
Source: RefSeq, a predicted model, not a curated record